This is a messenger RNA of Echinostoma caproni, 675 nucleotides long. The record is from the annotation of a GenBank genome assembly. Lineage: Eukaryota; Metazoa; Platyhelminthes; Trematoda; Plagiorchiida; Echinostomatidae.
AUGAGCCACCGAAUUCUUUCUAACUCGGAAACGCAGUCAUUGUUCAACGAAGGAUCAUGGCUUGAUGAUCGAGAUGCCGAUGAUGUCGACUGGCCUUGUCGAAUUGCGUUCGGUGCGCGUCACUUCGUGGAGGAGAUUGAAGGUGCUGCAUUGUAUGUCGAGAAGUAUUGCAAAGAAAAGAUCAAAACGCUUACUGUUGCUCUGGUGAUCUGUCUGAAUAUUGAUAUCGAUCCACCAGAUGUGCAGAAAAUACCACCAUUUUGUCGUGUCGAGGCUUGGUUUGAUCCAACUGAUGCCAACAGUCUCCGCGCAUUAGAGACUAUUGGAAAAAACUUGCAAAUCCAGUACGAACGAUGGCAUCCUCGCGCGCGGUACAAACAAUGCCUAGAUCCGACCUUGGACGAUGUAAAGAAGUUGUGCGUCAAUCUGAGACGAAAUGCCAAGGAGGAUCGUAUCCUAUUUCACUACAACGGGCACGGAGUGCCACGACCGACGGAGAACGGGGAAAUUUGGGUAUUCAACACGGUAAAUGCUCCACUGUUUGCACGAUCCCAAAUGGUAUUGCAGAUCGCAUAUCGUCUUUUCAAAACUCACCUGUUGCCGUUCACCUCACUAAUCGGCAAAUAUAUUUCGUCAAACGGGAUUAUAAAAUGCCCUCCCAUAGGGAAUCGAUAA